GUUAGAGGCGUCUGUUUGCGUUGCGCGUUUGUAUUUGGCAAAGUAUGAAAGUAUCGCAUAUUCAGAUGCGGUGAAGAGCAUUUGUGUUGGAAUUGUUGUUGUGCCCGGGAGUCUCAGUACAGUAGAGCAAGUGAUGAGAACACCACUUCUGCAGUUACGUGACGUAGAAUUAAGAUACCGUAAAUAAAGUUUUCCCGAAUGAUAAUAUUAGUCAAACGAAUGACGUACGAAACAGAGUAUCAUUGAUAUUAAAUAAUUGUCAGAAUGGGUCUUAUUUGCGAGCCUCUGUUGUACGCUUUCGCUCUAGUCGACACCGGAACCAUACUCUUCGUACUCGUGUAUUUUGUGAUAGCACUUUCAGAUCUCGAGUGCGAUUAUUUGAAUGCUCAGCAAUGUUGUUCGAGUUUAAACAAGUGGGUCAUGCCAAAAAUAUUAGCGCACACGUUUCUCAAUUUCAUGCUUCUGAUACAUGCAGACUGGUUACUGGCAUUGGUAAAUUUACCAAUGACCAUUUGGUUGUGGUAUGAAUAUUGCGCUGUGCCACAAGGCAAUUUGGGAAUAUUCGAUCCAACAGAAAUACACAACAGGAGACAACUGAAAAAACAUACUCGCGAUUGUAUGAUCUACUUAGGAUAUUAUCUCAUAUUUUUUUUCAUUUAUCUUUACUGCAUGAUUAUCGCAUUAUUGAGAGGUGACCCGAUAAGCAGAGGUGACGACGACUCGGAAGACUUUUAAUCAUAAAAAUGUAUAAGAUCAAAUCUCCACUUUUUGUGAUCAUUCAAUUGUAUACGUAAAUUUGUGUGAUUCGUAUGUUAAAGUGUAAAUCAAAUAACUUAUUCUUUACAUUUUGUGAAUAGUAAUUUUGAGUGUUUUGAGAAAUAAUACUCUUGUCAAAUAAUCUGGCAGGAAUGGAAUGAUAAAAAAGAACCAUCCAAUUUGCACGUCAAUUUACGCGAUAUUCAUUUUUUUCCAUGGUUUUGAUAUAUUUAUAAAUACGGUCAUGUUGCAUUGAAAAUUUCCAGAUUUCUAGUCUCUUCGUUUUUGAACUUCGUAUCAGUUAUGAAACGGAAGAAUUUGUACGAUUGAAAUAAAAAUGGCGCAUUGAGAAAA
This is a messenger RNA of Venturia canescens, 1110 nucleotides long. It is a transcript of the gene cnir, whose product is annotated as cornichon-like protein. Gene Ontology annotation, cellular component: COPII-coated ER to Golgi transport vesicle; endoplasmic reticulum membrane. Lineage: Eukaryota; Metazoa; Arthropoda; Insecta; Hymenoptera; Ichneumonidae. The transcript is spliced from 4 exons. The coding region runs from base 265 to 735 and encodes 156 amino acids. Gene Ontology annotation, biological process: endoplasmic reticulum to Golgi vesicle-mediated transport. The record is from RefSeq and is a predicted model, not a curated record.